UUUUUGAUUAUUUAUAUAGACGUUCAAUUGAUCGGUUGAUUGGUUGAUCGGUGACUAAUCAAGGCUCUCUAAGUGGAUCGGAAUACCUGAAUAUGUUGACGUGGGAGCUAUGGGGUGCAUUGCUGCUUGUGUUGUGGUUCUAUUUCUUGUGGACGCGUCGCAGAUUCUAUCUGCUCACACUUAAGAUUCCAGGCCCACUCGGCUAUCCAAUAAUUGGCAUGGCUCAUAGGCUGAUUCGCAGAGAAAAUGUGCUGAAUGCAAUUGGAUUCUAUUUGGAUAAGCACGGUCCGACAAUAUUUUCAUGGCUGGGUCCAAUUCCAUUUUUGAUUGUGUCCGAUCCACAAACCAUACAGGAUAUAUUUACAUCACCGCAGUGUGUCAACAAGGGCAUUAUUUACAAGGCAGUCGAUGAUGGAGCUGGCUUAGGUCUUUUUAGUUUGACAGAUCCGCGUUGGAGUAUGCAUCGCAAGCUGUUGAAUCCCACCUUUGGACACAAAGUCCUGCUCAGUUUUCUGCCCAUUUUCAAUAACGAGACUGGAGCUCUACUUAAGAAGAUGGAUACAUUGGUUGAUAAUGGCGAAAAAGAUUUGAUACCUCUACUACAAGCCUUUACCAUAGGCAUAGCAACGCAAACCACGAUGGGCAGCGAUGUGAAAGUUGUUUCGGAUAUUAAUAACAAUCAGCUUCUGGAGGAUUACCAAUGUAUUUUGGAAACCAUGACAGAUAUGUGCUUUUCACCAUGGCUUAGUUCUCGAACAAUACGCCAACUAUUUGGCAAGGAAAAGCGUUACGCGAGUUCCAAGGCAAGAAUAAAAGGCUUUAUACGAAAGCUAAUUGAAAGAAAACUGGCUAGGGAUGCAGAGGUCGCGGAUACUGGUAAUCAGUUGCCUUCUGACAAAAACAUAUUUUUAAAUCUAGCUACGGAUCUGUUGAAACGCGGAAUUUUCACCUGGAAAAAUGUGGAAGAUGAAUCGAGUGUUAUUGUUUUUGGUGCCUUUGAAACAACAGCUAAUACAGUUGCCUACACUUUAAUGCUGCUCGCGAUGUUUCCCAUGUACCAGGAGAAGGCAUUUGAAGAGAUUCUCAGCUUGUUUCCCGACUCAGGAGACUUUGAAGUAACUUAUAAAGAUACACAGCAAAUGGUCUAUCUGGAUCUUAUUAUAAAUGAAUCAAUGAGAGUAAUGCCGCCUGUGCCGAUAGUAUCUCGGCAAACGUCGGAGGAUGUAUUGCUAUCAAGUGGAGUUGUUGUUCCAAAAGGCGUUCAAAUUGCAAUUAAUAUUUUUUACUUGCACCGCAGUAAGCAAAUUUGGGGAGACGAUGCGGAAACAUUCAAUCCGGAACACUUUUUACCCCAUAAUUUGCAAAGUAAGCAUCCCUACGCUUACAUUCCUUUUACAAAAGGCAUUCGAAACUGCAUAGGCUGGAGAUAUGCUUUAAUAUCGGCAAAAGUUACAUUGGCCAAAUUGUUGAGAAACUUCAAAUUCUCAACUAGCUUUAAAUUUGAAGAUCUUUAUUUUGUUGAAGAUAUAACUAUAAAACUUAAGACAGUGCCACAACUGCAAGUACAACGGAGGACUUGUUAG
Molecule: messenger RNA, 1583 nt
Organism: Drosophila hydei
Lineage: Eukaryota; Metazoa; Arthropoda; Insecta; Diptera; Drosophilidae
Gene: Cyp313a4
Product: probable cytochrome P450 313a4
Exons: 7
Coding region: 93-1583 (496 amino acids)
Molecular function (GO): heme binding; iron ion binding; monooxygenase activity
Source: RefSeq, a predicted model, not a curated record